This is a messenger RNA of Xiphophorus hellerii (green swordtail), 2755 nucleotides long. It is a transcript of the gene gpr75, whose product is annotated as G protein-coupled receptor 75. The record is from RefSeq and is a predicted model, not a curated record. Gene Ontology annotation, molecular function: C-C chemokine receptor activity. Lineage: Eukaryota; Metazoa; Chordata; Actinopteri; Cyprinodontiformes; Poeciliidae. Gene Ontology annotation, cellular component: plasma membrane. Gene Ontology annotation, biological process: G protein-coupled receptor signaling pathway. The coding region runs from base 647 to 2290 and encodes 547 amino acids. The transcript is spliced from 2 exons.
CAUAUUCUUGUCGUCUUCAAAAUAGAUAGGCUGCGGAGGGUGAUCAUUUUUCUUACAUUUCAAUAAUAGUGACUACGUGCGUUUUUCCCCUUUAAUAAUAUCCCCUCACUGGUUGUUCUUACCUUUUUGGAUUUUGAGUAAGGAGUAGUUAGUUUUUAAGACGGACCUCUUGGAUGCAGUGGUUAUGCUCAUGCCCAGACACGUAGACGGUGACUUCAUACUCAUUUUUCAACGCACGUCCAGCGGCUGUCGUGCCUGUGAGAGAAUGGAUUGAUGCACCUAUCGCUGAGAAAAACGAGUCUGCCGCCGACCAUAAACGCUCUUGUUCUUUUUACUGAGAUUUCUGCAUUUGCUUCAGGAAACGUGUCUUUGCCAGCACGCUGCUGUACUGUGCAUGAGUUGCUGCUGGUGCCGCUGCUGCUGAGGACAUUUUUUUUUAUUCUUUCUUCUUAGCAACGGUGCCACACUUACUGCUGUACUGCUUUAAAGGGAAGAAAAGCUGUAAUCAGAUGAGGAUGACGGACCCGCGAUCGAUUACAGGAAUAAUGAAGGACUCAGAUACUGAGAUCAUCAUGUUCUCCUUUCAUGUAGAGGAAUAUUUCUGAAUCUGAUGACAGUGGAAUCCAUGUAAGCGUCCAACAAUACAAUGAACAACACACUUUCACCAUCAGACCUGGUGGAUGUACCAAGACAACAGAGCUUCAAUGGCACCGGAGGUAUACAGACACCUUCAGGUUGGGCCGUGAUCCACACUGCCACCUUGACCUUUUGCUCCCUGCUCCUCAUCUUCAUCUUUUUUAUGGGCUCAUAUGGCAACCUUGUGGUGUUCCUGUCUUUUUUCGACCCGGCCUUUCGCAAGUUCCGCACCAACUUUGACUUUAUGAUCCUCAACCUGUCCUUCUGUGACCUGUUCAUUUGCUGCGUGACGGCUCCCAUGUUUGCACUGGUGCUAUUUCUGGACGCCGGCGGAGCUGACGGUGUAUCAAAGAGUUUCUGCUUCGCCUUCCACCUGACCAGUUCGGGGUUUAUCAUCAUGUCCCUGGAGACGGUGGCAGUGAUUGCCCUGCACAGACUUCGCAUGGUUCUGGGGCAGCAGCCUAAUCGCACCGCCUCGUUCCUCUGCACACUAGCCCUCACCGCUCUCCUGUGGACAUCCAGCUUCACCAUGGCUGCUCUCCUGACCAUGCGAGCAUACCCACGCAGAGAUGGGCCUUGCUUGCCGCACUUUGGACUGGGAAGUGGAAAAGCCAGGGUUGUGCUGUAUGUUUACCUGGCAGACUUUGCAUUUUGCGUCGCUGUGGUGUCUGUGUCCUAUCUCAUGAUUGCUAAGACACUAAGAAAAAAUGCACAAGUAAGGAAAUGUCCGAUUAUCAGUGUAGAUGCCACAUGCCCACCUCAGCCUGCACCUCUCAUUGCAGCGGGCUUUGAGAACAUGCAGUGUGCUGUUCAAGGCCCUCCUCUGUAUCGCAACCAGACUUACAACAAACUGCAAAAUGUACAGACACAUGCAUAUGCAAACAGGAUCAGCCAACCUAUAGUCCCAGGAGCAGCCCAAGGAGCCACCUGCUGUCAGAUAGUUUCUUCUGUCAACUUAGCCACGGCCAAAGACUCAAAGGCAGUUGUCACCUGCGUGGUUAUUGUGUUCUCUGUCCUGCUUUGCUGCCUGCCAAUGGGAGUUUCACUGGCACAGGACGUUUUGUCGCCAAAAAGCAACUUUACACAUUACCAGUUUGAACUGUGUGGUUUUGUGCUCAUUUUCCUCAAAUCGGGCAUCAACCCAUUUGUGUACUCGCGCAAUAGUGCAGGCCUUCGCCGCCGUGUGCUCUGCUGCAUUCAGUGGGCCGCACUGGGUAUUCUCUGUUGCAAGCAAAAGACUCGCCUCCAUGCAAUGGGGAAGGGCAGCCUGGAAGUCAAUCACAAUAAAUCUUCCCAUCAUGAAACCAACUCAGCUUAUGUGCUUUCGCCAAAGCCACCCAGGAGGCUAGUGGACCAGGCUUGUGGGCCCAGUCGCUCUAGAGAUUGUGAUAGUAGCCCAAGGGCCACAGGGGUGCGGAAACCUCGCCUCCCAAGCACUUCUACUCCAAUGAAUACCCGAAUUGAGCCGUAUUACAGCAUUUACAACAGCAGUCCCUCAGCGGGACCCAGUUCCCCUACCAGCCUGCACCCUGUCAGCUCUCAGACAUUUGCUUUUGUCAAGUCUUAUGUAGCCAUGCACUACCACACUCACCAAGAUGCACUGCAAGACUUCGACAGCACCUCAGCACACCAGAUUCCCAUUCCUUCAGUUUGAAGGAAUGGGAAACCACAGAACAUUUUGGGCAGUUUCACUAUGCCUUUAAGUCCAAUGUGAAUCUAAAGACAACAUGGCUCUUUUAAUGCAUUGGAAUCAGUAACUUUAUUCUCCUCUGCAGCUUGUCAAAAUUAUAAGCGUUGCCCCUGACACAGUAAAGAAGAAACCACUUUAUUAGGAAGUGUUGAUCCUUUUUUUGUUUUGCUCUCACAGACGCAAUUUCACAGAAAUAUUGUGCACGCAUGUGCCGUUAACAACCCAGAAAUCUAAAGGUUUUAUUUAAAUUACUGCCAAACACAGCAGCUAGUUGGACUGCUGCAAUGCCAGGCUACCAAAAUACCCUGCACAAGCCCACACAACUGUCAGUGGCAUGUUUUUGCACCUUGAUGAACUUUUCGCUUCUUAAGAAAAUGUAUUUGUGAACCUCAGACUAUUUAACCCAAUAAAUGGUCAGCAAGCGCUUUG